Pongo pygmaeus (Bornean orangutan) is the source of this 2112-nucleotide messenger RNA. RefSeq names its product myeloma-overexpressed gene protein. The record is from RefSeq and is a predicted model, not a curated record. Lineage: Eukaryota; Metazoa; Chordata; Mammalia; Primates; Hominidae.
GAUGCCAUCCCCACUGAACCCAGUACUUUCACCAGCCAUAUUAGCUCCCACUCACCCCCUGUCGUGGAAGCCUCGGCCGUCACACCUGCAGGGCCGGGGUGUGCAUGGCCUCAGGGAUGGCCUGUUCAGCUGCUGGGUGACUCAGGUCCAGGUGCCUCACCACCUGCUGAGCUCUGUGAGAUUUCUGGACACUUCUGCUCAUUGCCUUUGGGCUCAGUGAAGAGUCUGGAGUUUAUCUGGAGUGAGGUGGCCGGGUCUUGGUGGGAUCUGAGCAGGACAGCGUCUAGCUCCUUCCCUCAGCUCGUGGCCCUUAGGAUCUGCGUCACACACACCCCAGCUCUCCCGAUGGGUCUCUGCACUCGCUGUUGCCUCUGCCUGGAACAGUCUCCCUCCUGGUGUCAUCGUCUCCAUGGUGUGUCCUUCCUGACUUUCCACCUCCACCAGUCUGUUCCCCUUGGGGACAGGAACUGGUCACUCAUGUUCAUCCGGCAGGCUGGAUGCUUCGUGGAGGGCUCCAAAGCUGGCAGACCCCGGGGCCUCCUCUGUCUCUCCCAGGCCCUGCGUGUUGCGGUGAGAGGAGCAUUUGUUUCUCUGUGGUUUGCUGCCGGAGCUGGUGACUGGGAGAGAAACAAGGGAGACAAGGGUGUCCAGACAGGUGCGGGGCUCAGCCAGGAGGCAGAAGACACGGACGUGUCCCGGGCCAGGAGGGUCACAGAUGCACCACCAGGUACUCUGUGUGGCACUGGGAACAGGAAUUCUGGGAGUCAGUCUGCAAGGGCGAUGGGCAUUGCUCACCUGGGAGAAGCCUUUAGGGUGGGCGUUGAGCAGGCCAUUAGCUCGUGCCCGGAGGAGGUGCAUGGGCGGCAUGGGCUCUCCACGGAAAUUACGUGGGUGCGCAUGGAUGUGGCUCUGUGCUCACCUGGGUGAGGAUUUCUGGCCGGUGCCAGGGCACUCUGCAUGACCCUGGCAGAAUUGAGCUGCCCUGACUGUGAAAGGGGAAGAAGAGCAUGCCUGACCCCCCACCGGCACCCCACCCCUCACUGCUCCACCUGGGGCCUGCCUCUGGGGGUGGCUGGAUCCUGGCUGACUGUUGCGACUGUUGAGGCCCUGGGGGGGUGGGGCAUGGGAGUUAGAAGGACUGGCCAGGUGGGGCCCACUAUGCACCCACCCCCAGUGUCAGGAGCUUCCGCUCUCCUCCUCCACCUCCUCCUCCUCCUGCUCAUCAUCAUCCUCACUUGUUGAGGACGUCCUGUGUGCCAAGUGGUUUAUAUGCCCAGCCUCAUUUAAUCCUCAGAAUGACUCCAUGAGGUAGCUACUAAAACCCCCCACUUAACAGAUGAGGCAACUGAGGCCCAGAGAAGCUCAACAAGUUGCCUAAGGUCCAAGUUUCCUCUCCCAACUCUCCUACCCUCUCCUCUUCCUUCUCCUUUCUCCCAUUCUUCCCUGCCUCUUCCCUAACUAGACAAUUUUUUAUUGAGUGUCUCCCAGGUGCAGGCAUGAGCCAGGUGCUGGGAAGAUCACGAUGACCCAGCUCCUUCUGGUCCUUUUCUUAGCUGGUUAGAGGCUGGGAGGACAUGCAAGUUCAGCUCCAGCCGACUGGGGCAUUGGUGGUAGCCCCUGGAGACAUUGUGCAAUGGAGCUACGAGGCUGAAUCUGGCUCCAGGGAAGCGUGUUGCAAUCCAUGAGUGAUGUCUGCCAUGCGCACAGGCGUGGAGAGUGAGGCACCUGUGCUGUCUUCUUGUAGACCCUAGACUGGUGGGGCCUCUGAAAUGCAUCCAGACACUGUGCUGGGUGUGUUGCAUGGCCCUCCCAACGAAUUCAGUAUUUUUCUCCCCAUUUUCCAGGGAGAAAUCUAAGGUGUCAGAAUGUAAGGUUCUCAUUGGAACCCAGGCUCUAGGGUCCCUGGUUUUCUGUGACAUCAUGCUGCAGGACCCUGUUUCUCUCUUUGCUUUGGCUGCUGGGGAGCUCAGAAGGAAGCUUUAGGCUCGCUCUCAGCCACCACAUUAGCUCAGGAGUUUGGGCAUUUUUGUUGCCAGCUCCUUUGGGCUCUUUCUCCUCCCUGCUGUGCUUCCCAAGGAGCAGGCCGGAUGUAAGUUAUCAACUAUAAAUAAA